UCUUUAAGAGCCACUUGUUUAUUUGUCCAAUUUUCUUUACUAUAUUACUGUGAAACUUAAAUUUUUUGUUUAGUAUUUGCGUCAGUGUGACCUUGCUGUGAUAAGGAACAAAAUGUUCUGUGUGGGUACGCCGGUAACGAAUGGCCGUUCUAUGGGCUUUUAUCUCUUGCAAUUAGCUUCUACCCAUGUUGGACUGCGUCAAUAUAUGUCUAGUAAAGAAAACUGUUUGCUCGGUUCUAGACAAUUCGUUUAUAAUAAAACGGUAUAGUUUUUGUUACCAUUAUCAUUGUCGCUGCUCUCUUUUCAGUGUGACCUGGCUGUGCUCGCAGAUGUCCACUAGUCAGGAGGCACUUCGUCAAUAUGUAGCCAAGAGUAGAGCACAACUGCGGCAGAUAUUGCAACGUCUCAAUUGGACAGAGCAAGGCGUGCAGCAGUUGCAUCGCCCGCUGUCUCAGCAGGAAUACGUCGGCGCUGAGCAGCUGCCACCAAGCUGCUGUACUGCGGCAAAGCACAGUGUAAAGCUAAAUGCCGCACAGUUGCAGCAACUGCUGCCGGGCAAGCAUGUUGUUCCCAUUGAUUCUUUCGAAGAUCUGCAAUUGAACUAUAGCGCAGAACAGAAGCUUAUCCUCUAUGAGCAUGUGCUCAGCUGCACACCACGACAACAGCUCAGCUUCGAGCAGCAGGCGAAUUUUGCUGAACUUGUGGCAGAGACAAAGAGAGCACAUCAGAAAGCGAGAAGGCAUCGCAAGAGCAAGAUGACAUUACUGGAGGAGAUGCAGCAGCUCGUGCACCUCCAAAUGCAGGCAUUAACGCAACAGAUACGGCAGCAGCAGCAGAAGCAAGAACAGCAGCAGCAGCGUUUUGUUGGUGGAGAACGCAGGGAACGGAAGCUGGGGCGAUGGGAUGACAGACGAAGGAGCAGGAGCAGGAGUAAAGGGACUCACAGAAGUAGCAGGAGUCGCAGUCAUCUGAGGACUAGUCACAAUUCCAGUAAAAACAGAAGUACUCAAAGGAGCACUGGAAAUUCGAACGCCGGUAGAGGCAGUGACCGAAGCCAAAGGAACAGUCGAAGUCCGAACAGAAAUCGUAGGGAAAGUCGAAGUCCGAACAGAAAACGCACAGAGAAAUUUGGGAGCACCACGCACACAGGAGGAGCCGUAGCCGUAGUCAUCUGA
Molecule: messenger RNA, 1175 nt
Organism: Drosophila hydei
Lineage: Eukaryota; Metazoa; Arthropoda; Insecta; Diptera; Drosophilidae
Product: probable basic-leucine zipper transcription factor Q
Exons: 4
Coding region: 186-1175 (329 amino acids)
Source: RefSeq, a predicted model, not a curated record